AUGGAAAAGAGGAGCAAUGUGACUGAAUUUAUCCUCCUGGGGCUCACACAGAGCCCUGAGGGGCGGAAAGUUCUGUUUGUCGCACUCUUACUCAUCUACGUUGUGACGGUCCUGGGCAACCUGCUCAUCGUAGUGACCAUCGCGGCCAGCCAGUCCCUGGCUUCCCCCAUGUACUUUUUUCUGGCUUAUUUAUCAUUUAUAGAUACUGUCUAUUCGACCGCCAUUGCUCCCAGAACGAUCACAGACUUGCUUUCUGAAAGAAAGACCAUUUCCUUUCAGGCUUGUAUGACUCAAGUUUUUAUAGAUCAUUUAUUUGCUGGUGCUGAAGUCAUUCUUUUGGUGGUGAUGGCCUAUGAUCGCUACGUGGCCAUCUGUAAACCGCUCCAUUAUUUGAUCAUCAUGAAUCGGCGGGCGUGUGUCCUCAUGCUGUUGGUGGCGUGGAUUGGAGGCUUUCUUCAUUCGUUAGUUCAAUUUAUUUUUAUUUAUCGGCUCCCAUUCUGUGGCCCUAACGUCAUGGAUCACUUCACGUGUGACAUUUUCCCCCUGAUACAACUGGCCUGCACUGACACUUUUCUUGUUGGUCUCCUGGUUGCUGCCAAUGGUGGGGUAAUCCCUGUGAUCACCUUUGUAACAUUGUUGAUAUCCUAUGUGCUCAUCCUGUGCUCCUUGAAGACUCACAGCUCUGCGGGGAGGAAAAAGGCCCUUUCUACCUGUGGCUCCCACAUCACCGUUGUUAUUUUAUUCUUUGUGCCCUGUAUUUUUAUGUAUCUGCGACCAGUAGCCACCUUUCCCAUGGAUAAAGCCAUAGCAGUGUUUUAUACUCUCGUCACUCCCAUGUUAAAUCCGGUUAUCUACACAGUGAGGAAUGCAGAGGUGAAAAAUGCUAUCAGAAUGUUGUUAAACAGGAAUGUAAUUUCAGGGAAUAAAUGA
Messenger RNA from Propithecus coquereli (Coquerel's sifaka), 930 nucleotides. Its product is annotated as olfactory receptor 4A15-like. Gene Ontology annotation, molecular function: olfactory receptor activity; G protein-coupled receptor activity. Gene Ontology annotation, cellular component: membrane. The record is from RefSeq and is a predicted model, not a curated record. Gene Ontology annotation, biological process: G protein-coupled receptor signaling pathway. Bases 1 to 930 code for a protein of 309 amino acids. The transcript is spliced from 2 exons. Lineage: Eukaryota; Metazoa; Chordata; Mammalia; Primates; Indriidae.